CAACACAGUUGUUAUCAAAUUAAAAAUAAAACUUUUUCAGCUGCAGUUUUUCAGUUUUUCGCUGUUCGAUUUUUUUUACACGUGAGGCACAUUUUUGGUUAACUGUGUAUGCAUUUUGGUUUGAUAAACGCGGUCUAAUUUUUGAGUUUCUGUGUGAAUUAUUAAUAUAGUUUUAGUCUGCUACAUCUUUUGUAGAAGAGUAGAGCAGAUUUGUUUUAUUUUGACUACAAAUCCAAAGGCGUCUGUUGGACGAAGAGCAAUUAAGCAGAAUGAUGAAACAACCGCAGCAGCAACAGAUGGGCGGAGGUCCUGCUCUGUCGAUGAGGGGGGCUAUGCCGCCUAUGCAGCAUACAUUACCGAUGACUCAUAGGUCCCAAUACGGGGGUGCCUCAAAAGGAAGACUGGGCGCUUACAGUGCAGUGGGUGGGGGAUCAUUCGCGCCCUCUCUCUCCUCAUCUUCGUUUUUCACCCGACACAACCCCCACCCGAAUAGAGUGAGACACAUGCAGGGCUUGUUGAAUGUCCCCAUCUGCCAUGUGUCGGAUGAUGGGUUCCAGCCACCACAGAGACCCCUAAUGACUCCCGAAAGAAGGUCGAUCCAGAUGGCGUACAAAGGUGGUUUUGGGUCGUCAGCGGCCUCUGCUGCUCAAUUCCCCAUCUACCCCACCAACUCAUAUGGGAUAGAACAGAGAGACGUCUUUCACACCAAAGGAGUGCCCUUCAGAAAAGUGCCAAUGUUGCCCCGUUGGUUCGAGGAGCUGAAAGAUAUUGGGAAUAGAGCGGGACUGGAACCUUCACUUGCCCUGGAACAACAGCAGCCCCAGAGGGCUUCCUACUCCAAAACCACAGGUCGUUUGAACGAGGCACCCUCACGUGCCAUGAGCAGAAGUGGCCCCCAAUCGAGACAGGGGAGGAUGACCCCCUCUCAGAGCAGGAUGGGCAUGUUCACUGGGGGCAUCAACAAACAGCCGGACCACGAGGCUUUGGUCAUGGAGUGUCUGGCUCAAAUAUUGAACACAGACUCUAUCUCUGGCAUCCAACAGUGGCUAGUGUCCGCCGACCAGAGGGAAAAAGACUUGGUGGCUGAUAUGAUAAGAGCAGCACUGCAGAGUGAACAGCAGCAGAGUAUGAAUGAGUACAGCCAACAGCAGCCACUCUACGAUGAAUUCCUGGACAACAAGGCCACCAAACCAGCACAAGGCACACAGGCACAGGUUGACAGGCUAGUGGUAGCAGGAAUGGAUGAACAACACCAACAGCAGCAGGAAUUGCAGCCAGAGCAGCCACAGCAACAGAUGGGGCAGGCAGCUGGUAGUAUGGAUGCCCAGCAGAUGGGGAAUCAGCAGAGCAAAUUGCCAGACAUUAAUCAGCCCAGAACACAGUCCAGAUUGUCGGACCACAUCAAAAUGCAGAACCAGGUCAACUCACAGUCACUCAGAUUCGAGCAGCAGCCAGCUCUGCAACCACUCACAGAGAACGAUCUAGAAUAUGUCGAAUAUCAUAACCAGAACAACAUGAAUGACUGCUGAUUAACACACCAAGAUAAGAAAGUGAGAAGAAAGUCAACCAAUUGCAAAAAACGAACAGCGAUACCUAUAUUUUGAACGAUAAUUUUCAGAAGAGUUUUAGAAAUCUUGUGCUUGGCGGAAAUCAAACUUGUUAGGAUCUUUUGAAAUGUUCAACGAAGAUAUCAACUCGACCUGCAAACCGAAGUUGAAGAGAACUGCUUUCCCAAAGUGCUUAUCUACUGCAACUGCAAGCUCUGUUCUAAUCUGUCAAAGUUUUAGUUGUUUUCGAUGAUGCUCACUUGCUGACGUUUGAAAAUUAAAUUUGAAGUAUCUAAUAUAAUCUAAUCGGAUACUAAAUUUACAAUUCCAGUGGCCUACAUGCAGCAAACUGUCACCUACCCAUUGCACAGUUUGGCCUCGUAAUGAACACAAAACAAGCUCUAAUUUUUUUUAUGAUAGUAGUAACCAUCAAAGAUCUUAAUCGCAUAUAUAUACUUUUCAAAAUGUCAGCAACUGAAUACCCUAAUAAUUACAUUUCUAUGCUAUUAUCAAUGAGAAAUGUUUUCUAGCACUUACAACAGCAUUGUCAUUUGAGAGUUCAUUGCCAAUUCAUUAGUAAUUUUUCUCUGAUUAUUCAGUGAUAAAAAAGAAAGAAGAUUAAAAAGCAACAAGACUGCUGGUAUAACAAGGCGAAGCCUUGAAUGUUCCGACUGCAUUUAGGGCCAAUUAAAAUUUCUUUUUGAUUGAAUAAUUGACAAAAUAAAUGAGAAAAAAAGUUAUUUCA
Messenger RNA from Symsagittifera roscoffensis, 2292 nucleotides. RefSeq lists its product as uncharacterized. Bases 270 to 1529 code for a protein of 419 amino acids. The record is from RefSeq and is a predicted model, not a curated record. Lineage: Eukaryota; Metazoa; Xenacoelomorpha; Acoela; Convolutidae. The transcript has 11 exons.